AUGCGCAUCUGGCGAGUCGUUGCUUUGCUGAUCGUCGGUGGCUUUUCUGCUCGCGUGAAAGAUCCUGGCAAAGAUCCUUCGGACUGGCGGGCAGUGAAGAUAGUGGUGAACUCUAACAGGAAGUACCAGCUGCCGCUGAAGAUGCUGUUGGACUCGAUGAGAGCCAUCAAGUUCCAAAACCUCACCGACGUGAUCAUUGUCAUCGGAGGAGCUGAUGUGGACCGGAUAUACACGGAUCACGACAUGACCUACAUCGAGACUCCUUACAUGAAUUAUGACUUGACUGGCCUGGCCAUACUGGGACGCUACAAGGAUCAUCCCUCGGUCCAGGCAAACAGCUAUCUAUACCUCUUGGACACGACCACCGUAGGUGCUGGCUUUCUGGAGAAGUUCAAAGCUCUCAGCAGCAUGGGCUACAAGGAAUACCGCAGCGUGCGCCGCCCGGCCUCGAACAUCUGCGCCUUCGGGCGGGGGUUGCUGGAGGCGUUGCCCGCGAACUUCGAGCCGAAACUCGAAAAGGUCGAAGGCCUCCGCUUCGAGUACGGCUUCGAGCCCAAGGGCAUCAAGCAGUUCGAAGACGUGGCCGACCAGGUGACGGUGUUGCGGGACCGCAUCGAAGAAGGGGAUCCCGUGGAUAUCUACAAGACGGGAUAUCCCAGGCACGUCUUCUGGUAUCCAGACUUCGGAGUCUACAAAUACAUUCUCAUUGGAGGUUAUGGCGACAUGGAUGGCCAUGUGACACCCAUGAUCCCGCCGCCGACGGUGAAGAACCCCCGGAAGCAUCACAAGAAGCGACACCGGAAGCAUCACCUGGACGACUGA
Messenger RNA from Durusdinium trenchii, 822 nucleotides. The record is from the annotation of a GenBank genome assembly. NCBI's taxonomy places the organism in Eukaryota, Dinophyceae, Suessiales, Symbiodiniaceae.